Messenger RNA from Syzygium oleosum, 2106 nucleotides. Its product is annotated as protein CHLOROPLAST IMPORT APPARATUS 2. Gene Ontology annotation, molecular function: protein binding. The transcript has 4 exons. Gene Ontology annotation, biological process: regulation of DNA-templated transcription. Gene Ontology annotation, cellular component: nucleus. The record is from RefSeq and is a predicted model, not a curated record. The coding region runs from base 740 to 1933 and encodes 397 amino acids. NCBI's taxonomy places the organism in Eukaryota, Viridiplantae, Streptophyta, Magnoliopsida, Myrtales, Myrtaceae.
CUCCAAAGACUCGAAAGAACAUUCAAAUCGCACUACGUUCGUAUGCUCCAAAAACUCUCUGAUUUUCCUCACUCCUCCUGCUCUGUAAUGAUGAUGGUGAUGAGAACAAGAACACCCAAUUUGUGAAUUUACCUUGGGAGGGCCAUAAGUUCUCCAUUUCGACUGAUCUUUCAGCCGGCUCCUUCUCCCUUUCGUCUGCUCUCCCCUCGUGACCAUUUCUGCAUAAACUCUCUCUCUCACGCGCCAGCGCGCCCACAUCUUUGUUUGCGCUCUAGAUUUCGACCGGCUCGCUGUCUCAAGUUCCAUGUGGGUGUGCCCUCCCUCCAAUUAUAGAAUUUAUGCAGGGUGAAGUUGCAUGCUCUUCGUUCAUUUUGUAUAAGCCUUGCCUUUAUUAGCAAGUGGCACUCUCAUUAAAGUUGUUUGGUUCUAGGCUCCCCCCUCCUUGUUCUUGCCAACCAAGUAUGUUUUUGUCUUGUACUUCUUGUUGGCUAUUCUUUCUGGGUUUAGGGUUUUAGGGGCCUCUCAUUCCCAAACUUGUCAUGCCUUUCUCAUAGCCAUAGCCAAAGCCGAGAACCAAGAACCAACCAGAGACCCAACCAAUUCAAAGUCAGCCUCAGUUUUUCCGACCGACCCAAUUCAAAGUUCUCACAUGCAGAUUAAGAAUUCUUGCUCUUCUGUAACUCAGACAUAGCAAGCAACAGUUUUUGGGAUUCCUGUUCUGACCUCACCGGCCGCCGCGAUGUCUUCGUGCUUGAGCGGAGGUGGCAGGACGUACCAGUUCGAUCUGGAAAUCAUCAGCAAGUCCCGUUGGGUAUCGGCGUCUCGAGCAUCGUCGCCUCCUUCUUCUUCGUCUUCGCCUGCUUCGACUCUCUCGGAAUCAAGCAAUUCUCCAAUCUCAAUCUCCACCAGAAGAACACGCACGCCACGAAAACGGCCGAAUCAGAUUUACAACGAAGCGGCCGCUCUGCUCUCCACCGUCUACCCCAACAUCUUCUCCGCUAAGCAUCUCGAGAAGCCCCGGAAAUUCGCCAAUUUCGAGGACUACUUCUCCGAUGAAUCCUCCGAUUUGCUGUUACCUCUUCCGGGCUUUGAGGCGGCCAGCUUCUUACUCCGCCAGCCGGUUCCGGCCAAAUCGGAUCCCCGAAUCGAGCCGAAGUGUUCCCCACGGUUUCCUGAAAAUCAAUGCGGCAACAUCAAGAGCAUAUCGAAGUCGCCCCAAUUGGACGAUGAGUUCAACGACGGCGACGAAUUCGAUGCGGAAUCAAUCCUCGACGAAGAGACCGGCGAAGGAAUCGACAGCAUCUUGGGGAACCUGAGCGCGAGCGCCGCCGCGAGCGACGAAGCCGAAGCGACGGCGAGCUACGGGAUUCCAGUUGGGUUGGGGUUCGGGACGAGGAAGGGGAUCAGGCCGCUGAAGCGCGUCGGCGAAGCAAGCUGGUGGAAUUUCUCCACUGUCGACGUCGUCGAGAUCUCUCCAAAACUCAACAACAGAGCAUCGGAUUCGAAUUUGGUGGAUAAGAAGCAGAAGAACAAGAACAAGAAGAAAGCUGUAAAGACUCCGCCGCAACCGAAAACCCCUACGUCGGCGGCCGCCUCCGCCACCGCCGCAGCGAGGGAGCAGCCGAAGUCCGGCGGCUUGAUGCUGAAAUUGAAUUACGACAGCGUGUUAGAUGCUUGGUCCCGCUGUGGCCGGUCUUUUUCCGGCGAGAGCCCCGUCCCCGACGUGCCGGCCGGGCUGGCGGAUUUCGAUUCGUUUGCGAAGAAUGGAACGGAGAGGGAAGGCACGGGGCCGCGCUGCAAGGAAAAGCGUCCUGCACGCCUCUUCUCCAAGAAGGUCGAGUUCCAGGUCAAGAAAGCACACGCCAAUGAAAGGCCGAGAGUGAAGGGGCGUUUCGUGAGAAGGCCAGAUUCAAGCGGUAGCGACCCAAAAUGAUGGACAAGUCCAGUUUGGCUGAGAAUCAUCAACAGUUUUGGGCCCUCUUCACAUCCCAUACUCUCUUUUUUCUUAUAGUUGUCAUUGAGGGUUCGGGAGUACAUUCGAUGAGUUCAAAACGAGAUACAAAUUUGGUCGAGCAAUUUCAAUUUGAAGCUCGUGAUGUUUCAUGA